GCCUAAGUAAAGUUCACUUUCCAAAGCAAAAACUACAAAUGACAAGCAUGGCCUUUCGAUCCAUCAUUCACUAGGCCAUGGAAAAUCUGACAAUCAACAUGACAUCUUCAUUCGACGUCACUGACGUAAACGACCUCUUCUCUUGAUCAACCUUCGUGAUAUUUGAUCAAUAUAUGAUUGGCAGUGUUGCGCUUGAAUGGUCAUAUCGACAUCCUCUUGCUCAGUGUUCGAGUCCUUACUCCACAGAAAAGAUGGCUGUUUUGAAACUGGUUUUGCUAUUUUCUUUCGCGUUGUUUAUUCUAAUUUUACUAUCAGAUGACGCCAAAGCUUUUCCCGAUGGUAAAACGUCGGCAAGAACCAAUCAUAAAAAGAAAAUAAAAGUCAAGCCAAUCCAAGCAAAUCUUGGAGCAACUUGUAGGUUAAAAUGCAAGAUUCCUUCAAAGACAUCAGAGGUUCUGUGGUUCAAAGAUGGCCUUCUACUGAACAUUACCAAGUCAAGUGGAUACCAAAUCAAAAGGCGCUCAAAGCAAAAACGUGAAUUUUUAAAAAUUAUAAAGAUAUCGCAAAACAACUGUGGGUUAUUUGAAUGUCUUGUGAGAAAGAGCGGCAAGCACGGAGCUUGGAGAAUUGUAUUGUCUGAUGGUAAUGGAGUCAAGUGCAAACGAACUAGACGAGAAACAGAUAAGACGCCAGUCUGUGGGAAGGCUGGUAAAGGGAAGACAUGUGCCAAUUCGAGGUUUCCAAACUGCAAGUCAUUCGCAGGACCACCAAAGGACUUUAACACAGCAGUGUUUAUUCACAAGGGAAAACCUGUCAUACAGAUUGGCUGGAAACCUCCAGAUAUAGGGUACAAUGAUCUGUGGGGGUAUCAAGUACAUAUACUUGGCUUUGCUGGACAUGCCGGUUUUCAGAGAUGCAUUCAAAUCAACUCGAAAGAGGACAAAGAGCCAUAUCAUACGUUUAAUUACAUUAAAUUUGGCUCAGAGUACAGACUAAUACUCCAAAGUCUGCCGUCCAAAGAAAUGGUCGAAAAGAAAGUCUACGUCAAAGAAAAGUGCGAAUUCAAGGAGUUCAAGAUGCAUACAAGCUGCUGUUUUAUUUCCGAUUUAAAUAGCACAGUCGAUACUGACCGUGGUACAAUAUCCUUGUUUUGGAGCAUUCAUUGUGCAGAUCAAUCAAUCGACAUCAAACGAUUUCGUGUCGCCUGGACAAAUCUGCAAAACCCUGAAAAAUGCUCUGGGCUACAGACAUUUCGAAAUGAUAUUUCAGAGAUUUCAAGAUACAAUUAUUCUAUCAUCUUGUCAGAGGAGUGUCAACAGCAUAACUACUCCAUCAAGGUGAUAGGCGUCCAUGAGAGCAAUGAGACAACAAGAAAAGCCAGGAUUAUGGUGUCCUACCCUCAAAAGAUUGCCAAAGUUUCAGCCACUACUGUAUGGGGAAAUAAAUCGGAUGAUAGCACCAAAGUCUUCGUAGCCGUUGCUGGGGUUAUUUUUGGAGUUGCGCUGGUUGCUUUAUUCUUCGUCUACAAGUAUUGCUUUACUAAGGUGGUUUAUAAGCUUCCGAACCCGUCACAACGGAUAGCAGUCUCCAGUGAUCAUUCCCCGUCUCGCUCUGGAGAACCCCUUCUUGAUGAAGGGAUAAAAAGGGUUUUCCUGAUGAGUGCUCGGUGCUGCCAACAGUGCAAAUGGGUAGUACAUUGUCUGGGUGAACUACUGACAUCCACGGGUUUGGUGGAAGUAAGAGCAGAUCUAUGGUCAGAGAAUGAGAUAUCAAGUGGCGUUGUGAGAUGGUACGAGGAAGAAAUUCGCGAGGCCAAAUGCGUCGUAGUCUUGGCUUCGAGUAAAAUGGCGAGAUGGAAAAAAAGAACUAAGGAAUUAGACGCGGAAAGUGAUGACCUCCUAGAUAUCACAGCGCAGUUGAACCUUGUAUCCGGCGAGAUAAUCAGAGAUCCAAAUUCGCCCAAGUUCAUUCCGGCCUACUUCAAGUACAAUGGAGAACCUAAAGAUAUACCUGACUUUCUCAGCUCAAGACUUGCAUACAAGUUACCGAACGAUCUGAAUAGGUUGAUCUAUCAUGUGCUGAACAUAGAAGCGAUCCAGCCUUAUCGUACACGUCCUAUAGUGGUGUUGGGAGGAAGUGAUCACCCAUUUGAAUCACGUAAAGUAGAUUUGUUACAGGCGAUAGCUGAGGCUGAUGAAGAACACUUGCGGAUUGAAAGUGAAAAAAACAACAGGAGCAGCGUCGCGUAGCUUGAAGAGUAAAAUAUAUACAGUCAAUUCAAUAAACGUUGUCGUCGACCUGCUCAAGCCUACGCGACUGGACCGAAAGGAAUAUGGGUAAAAAUCACUGAGCGAUUAAAUAUUCGUUCUGAAUAAAUUGUUCCCGCUAGUAAUAAGGUAAUAAUGGCUAGAAUUAAUCCAUAAAAUGCAUGUCUUCGGGUUUAGGGAAAGAAAAAACAAAGUAGUUAUGAUUCAGUUCACAAUUCUGAAAAUAUGAAUGCAUUAAAAAAACGUCUACUUCAACACUUCCCGCUCGCCUACAAAGGUU
Actinia tenebrosa (Australian red waratah sea anemone) is the source of this 2547-nucleotide messenger RNA. RefSeq lists its product as uncharacterized. Lineage: Eukaryota; Metazoa; Cnidaria; Anthozoa; Actiniaria; Actiniidae. Gene Ontology annotation, molecular function: interleukin-17 receptor activity. The record is from RefSeq and is a predicted model, not a curated record.